This is a messenger RNA of Melitaea cinxia (Glanville fritillary), 3213 nucleotides long. RefSeq lists its product as uncharacterized. NCBI's taxonomy places the organism in Eukaryota, Metazoa, Arthropoda, Insecta, Lepidoptera, Nymphalidae. The record is from RefSeq and is a predicted model, not a curated record. The coding region runs from base 1 to 3213 and encodes 1070 amino acids. The transcript is spliced from 2 exons.
AUGAAAAAACAGUUAUCUGCAUUAGUUGGAGUAUCAGAUACUACCAUUUUGCGAAUCCUACAUGACCACCUGGGUGUGACAAAAGUCAGUGCAAGAUGGGUACCGAGAAUGCUUACGCCACUUCAGAAACAGCAACGCGUCGAUGCGUCAAAACAAUUUUUGGAGUUGUGUGGAGACGAACCUGCUCAGAUUUUGGAGCGGAUUGCUACCGGAGAUGAAACAUGGGUUCAUCACUUUGAGUCUGAGUCCAAACAAGAGUCCAUGCAAUGGCAUAAAAAGGGGACACCACCGCCAAAGAUAUUCAAAGUGUCGGAGUCGGCUGGAAAGUUGAUGGCUCUUGUGUUUUGGGAUUUCUUGAAAAAUAUUUCUCAGGACAUUGAUAAUUUAACUGUAGCUGAAGCUCAUUUCUGUGAUACUGAGUCAUGUAACCACCUUAUGAAUACGUCAAGUAAUAAUUCUUUAAACAUUAUCACUCAGAACAUUCGUAGUAUUUAUAAGAACAUUGACAAUUUCAUUGUCCACUUAUCGAGACUAAGUGUGACGGCUGACGUCAUUAUCCUAACAGAAUGUUGGCUUUGUGAACAUAAACCACCGCCUGCUAUGAAUGGCUAUACUUAUUACUUUUCUAAAAUUCUGCAUAAUCAGAAUGAUGGUAUCGUUAUCUACGUUAGGGAUGGUUUGCGUUGUGCUUUUUCGGAGCCGGAGGGACACGGUGGAAAUUUUGCGGUUUUAAAACUAAAUCCAGAUAUAGUUCUUAUAUGUACAUAUCGAUCCCCCUCUUUUUAUAACGCAGAUACAUUUCUUGACUCUUUGGACGGUAUUAUUAGGCCCAUUCGCUCUGCUAACGUAUGUUUGUUGGGUGACAUGAACAUUGACAUCAAGCGCGGAAAUAAUGAUAGAAAUAGCUCGUCAUAUCUCAAUCUAAUGGCGGAACUCGGACUUCUUCCAGGUCAUUACUUUCCAACGAGAGUUAAUAAUUGUUUAGACCAUAUACUGAUUAAAACAAAAUUUGGUGCUACUGUCAUUGUAAUGGAUUCCACUGUUACUGAUCAUGCCUCAGUUUUGCUUAGCUUAUCUUUAGGUACCCCGAAACUACCUAGCGAUGGUUACUAUGUUAGGACUAAUCUGGAUGCUGCCUUAGACUAUAUAAAAAACACCGAUUUCUCAUUUAUUACGCUAUCCACUAAUGCCGAUUUGGCUGCAUCUUCUUUCGUUGAAAAACUUUCCUUUGCUAUUAUUACUAGUACCUCAAAAGAGAUCAAAAUCCCUGUAGAAAAAGAAUUAUUAAGCCCUGGAUCACCCCUGGCACAUUUUAUGAAAAUUUGCUAUAAAAGGUACAGAAAUUUUUGUAAUUCACUAAUAAGAAAACUAAAAAUCCAAUACGAAAGAUCCUUAAUUCAAAACGCUAGUAACAAUAAACAAACUUGGUCUGCUCUCAGAGAAAUAGUUGGUACCUCAAAUAAUAAAGUGUCACCUAAAGAACUCUUACAUAAGGGCGAUGAACCUUUUAAUGCCGUGACAGCUGUAAAUAAUUAUUUUGCAAACAUUGGCAGUAACUUAGCGAGUAACAUCGAACGCUCUUAUAGUAGUACCCUAUUAACUUCUAAAACUCCAUUCUUACCUAACUCUAUGGCCUUCUUACCGCCAGAUGAAGCUGAGGUUCGAUCAAUAAUUAAUAGCCUUAAAACUAAUUGUGCUGUUGGCUACGACAUGAUUUCUAGUAAAUUGUUAAAGCUAUCUAAGGACAUAAUCGUUCCUCCACUUACAAUUCUAUUGAAACUUUGUUUUGAACAAGGAAUUUUUCCCAAAGUUUUCAAAAGGGCUCUAGUAACUCCGGUCCACAAGGGUGGGAGUCGAGAGGAUGUCACAAACUACAGGCCGAUUUCAGUACUCACAUCAUUAUCAAAAAUAUUGGAAAUUAUGCUAAAUAAGAGACUUAUGAACUUUUUAGAAAAAUUCAAAAUUCUGUCUAAUAAUCAAUUUGGAUUUAGACCCAAAAAAAGCACUGUAGAUGCGGUACGCAACUUAACUGACUAUGUUACCAAUCAUAUUGAUUCUGGGCAUAAAUGUAUCGGUAUCUUUCUCGACUUAGCGAAGGCUUUUGACACUCUCUCGACACCAGCCCUGGUGGAGAAACUGGAAAGGAUUGGUAUAAGGGGUACUGCUUUGUCUAUAUACACUAGUUUCCUUACUGGUCGUACACAACAAGUCAAAAUUGAUAAUAUUAUUAGCAAUGAGGCACCUGUCACAUAUGGAGUACCACAAGGUAGUGGUCUGGGCCCGACUUUGUUUUUGAUUUAUAUUAACGACUUGUGUCAGAUGACUCUAACUGCUGGCAAAGUUUUUACUUAUGCUGAUGACACAGCUGUUGUAUUUCAUGGAGCAACUUGGGAGGAUGUACGGGAUAGGGCUCAGGAAGGGUUACUUAGGAUUACUGGUUGGCUACGGACAAAUCGCUUAACAUUAAAUAUUAAAAAGACAACGUUUUUACAAUUUACUAAUGCUAAAAUUAGUACCCCUGACGUGGAACUUAGGGUCCAUACAUGCCAUCCGUCUAUGACUGAUUCCUGUGCGUGCUUGUCUAUUUUGAGAUCCUCUACGAUCAAAUACUUGAGUGUUCUAAUAGAUGAUAAGCUUGGCUGGCGGCAGCAUAUUGAAUUAUUAACAGCGCGUAUUCGCAAGCUCAUCUGGAUUUUCAAGAAACUCAGAGAUGUAGUUGACCUCGAUACUUUGCGUAGCGUUUAUUAUGCUUUAGUUCAAUCUAUUUUGAGCUAUUGCGUGGUUGUUUGGGGGGGUGCCUCUAAAUCACAUAUGAUAUUGGUUGAGAGAGCUCAAAGGUCACUGCUUAAAACUAUGACAUACAGCCCUUACAGAUUUCCUACUGUGGAAUUGUAUAAGAAAUGCUCAGUAUUAACUGUUAGGCAACUGUUCAUAAUGCAGUCUAUUGUUCGUCAACAUCAGUACACGCCGUACGAACCUAGUGUGAGCAGCAGUAAGCGCGUGGUUAGGAAUGUUAUUGUGCUUCCCAAGGUUCGCACUGCUCUGGCUAGAAAACAGAGCAAUUAUCUGUCCAUUUAUUUGUACAAUCGGGCUAAUAGAAUAUUAAAUUACUAUACUCUAUCCCUGAAAGAACUUAAAGCGAUUGUGUUCAAGUGGCUGUCCUCGCUGGACUACCAAAAAACUGAAGAUCUCCUCAAGGCAUGCUGGAGUUAG